Messenger RNA from Owenia fusiformis, 2030 nucleotides. The record is from the annotation of a GenBank genome assembly. NCBI's taxonomy places the organism in Eukaryota, Metazoa, Annelida, Polychaeta, Sabellida, Oweniidae.
AGCAAGAUAUAUUGCAGAACACAGAAGCUAUGGGGCUCUGAAUUUAAAGACCAACUACCCAAUAUAGACUUUGGAAAGGUCCUGACAGAUGACAAAGAACUUUACGAGUGGAUGAGAAAACUUGAAAUAUAUGGUUUGGUUUUGCUAAAGAACGCUCCCAGAGAAACUGGACAACUCAAGGAGCUGUCCAAACGAGUGGCAUUUCUCAAGAAAACACAUUACGGAGAGACAUUCACGGUCAAGAGUAAACGAGAUCCAAACAAUUUGGCUUACACAGGGCUUAAGCUGGGCUUGCACGUAGAUUUGCCAUUUUACAGCUUUGCCCCUGGGAUUCAGAUGCUCCACUGCAUAGAACAAUAUGAGGGUGAAGGAGGAGAGAACGAUUUCAGCGAUGGUUUCUACGUCGCCCAGCUUACAAAGGAGAGGGCCCCUGAGGAAUACAAAACUCUUGAAACGACCCCUAUAGAUUUCUGGGAUGUGGGAGAAGAUGUAAUUAAGUUCCACAAGGUUAUCCCAAUUUAUAUGUUCGGCACUGACAACGAUGGCGAACUUCAGAGAGUCACUCUUAACCAGCAAAGUCGAGACUCGCACAUGCGCGUACCACUAGAACAGGUGACGCCCUUCUACACAGCCAUGAAAAACUACAAUGAUGCUCUCUACAACAAUUCCAUCCGUAUUAAAAUGGAACCAGGGGAUAUUGUUUGUUUUGACAACAUGCGCGUCCUGCAUGGGCGGACAGGUUUCAAAAUGAAUCAGAGUGGGUCCAGACAUCUAGAAGGUGGAUACAUCGAAUGGGAUGAACUGAGAUCUAUGCAGAAUGUGAUGAAGAAAGAGUUAAACAUCAUGGAUUAAUAAAUGCUUGGACUUCAUGUAGUUGAGCCACUGAGCCUCUACAGAAAGACACUACUUGUGCCAGAAUUUGAAAUAUGAUAUACCAUUAGAAAGGGAGCACACGAAUUCAGUAAUUACUGCACACUGAACAGGUUUCUUACUUUAUUCAUCUAUUCUUAAAGACUGAUGAUAUGUUAUUGCUGACAGCCAAACAUAAAUAUAAAACAAUGGUGAACUCUGGGUUAGGCACUUUAGAUAUAUUUGGCAGAUUUAUCUCAAAAGUAGAACAAAAACUAUGAAUUAAAAUAAUCAGUCUCCUUGACUUUUGCUAAACAUCCCCCACUUGGCUACAACAGGGUAACACUGUAUCACAAAAAGGUUACAGUGUACCUAUAUCUUCUCCAUGACAUUCGUCCACUAUCUAGAUUACUAUAAGAUAAUAGUUCGAGUGGUAUGUAAGUGGGUCUGUCAAUGAACUACUGUAUCUUACAUACAAGAUAUCUCCAUGUACUCUAAAUCUAAAAAUAGAUGCAAUAUAACAUUGUUUUCUCAAUUGAACACUAUUUACACCAAAAAAUCAUAAAGAUUCGAACAUAUUUGAGAGUUAUUCCAAAAUAAGAGGGUAGCAUUUUUUGGUCACUUAGUAUAUUCAUAUAAGUGGUGGAAAAAGAAAUAAUUUUGCAUAGUCACAUAAAAGCAAUAUGAACUACUAAAAGCAACUAGAAUUUCGUUUCCAAAAGAGGAAGGGGUAAAUAUUACGGCAAAUUUCCUCACCCUGGGGCAAUUAAUCUGGUCAAAUACAUCCCUGGACGUAACAACAUGCUCCUACAACAAAAGUGGCCAACUUCCGUAUAAUUUGAUAUCAUUGCUGUGUUGCAUGAGAAGCAAAGAUUUGUGUAGAACUGACUGUAUUUUUGGUUGCUUUUUAUUGUAUAACUUUAUAUCAUAAAUCUCAUACAAUGAAACUUUAUCUCAAUCCUUUUUGAAAUGGUUUACAUCACGAUUACUGUCCAAGCACUGUGAGUUUCCAUUUCUUUGUUUUAUUUAUCACUGGAGGUAUUCUGAACACUGCAUCUGAAAGAAAAAUGUAAAGUAUAUAUUUUUCUUCCAAUAUAAAAAAUCUGAAUAUGAAAGCAUGAAAUUAAUCUUUCAAAAAUGUAUGGAAUAUGAGAGAUGCGCUUAAAUAAUGGGUAUAAAAA